AUGUCGCAGAAGCCUGCUCAGGCCAGCACGUCAGUGGGGCUACCGAAAACUCCGCAAUCAGACGUGAAGGGCGAUAUUAUAUUUGUCCGUCCCAUGAAGCCUUUGCGCGGGCGAGCACGCUUACAGAGUAACUGGAACCAAGCAGCAAAGGAGGCUGGUGCUGAAUCUGUACGCAUCUCCGACGAGAUCACAGAUGCCGAGAUUGGGCAGCAACUGCACAAGUUUAAAUACAUGGAGAGAAAAUAUCAUUUUGAAAAUCUUGGUCUCCAGACAAUUUUUGACGUGGAUACAGGGGCUUUCCUUGCAUGUGUCUGCAAAAAGUGUGACAGAGCAUCUCAAUGCGACUGUCAGACAGAAUCAGAAAUCACGAAUGAGAGGGGCCAUAAGUUAUUCGCAUAUAGCGGGGGACUUUUCGCAUUUCGUGCGCCGCAAGGAGCUGAAGUGAUCGAGUGCAACAAGCUCUGUAGAUGCAGUCUAACGUGCGGUAACCGCGUUGCUCAGAAGCCUCGUGAUGUCCCAAUCGAGAUUUUCAAAACAAAGCAGUGCGGUUGGGGUGCUCGCUGUCGUGUUGCACUACCAAGAGGAAAGGUCUUGGGAAUAUAUACAGGGACACUGGUACGGCGGGAAGAUGUAGACAACCUUCCUCCGGAGCACAUUGGUUAUGUUUUCGAUCUUGAUGGCACAGAGAUCCGUGGUCAACACAAUCCAGGAGAUAAAUUUUCGGUUGAUUCUUAUGAUUACGGCAACUGGACCCGCUUCGUUAAUCACUCAUGCGCCCCUAAUAUGAAGGUCUAUUGUGUCGUCUUUGACACCAUUCGAGAGGUAAAUAUGCCUUACGUGGCGUUCGUCGCUUCUCGAGACAUACCUGCCGGAGAGGAGCUCAAUAUUGAUUAUGAACCAAGCGCUGCCGAAGAAAUAGCUGCAGGCACUACCAAGCAAAAGCAAAAGAUGUCACCCACCGCGCUCUUAUGCAGAUGUGGCGCCGAACAGUGUAGGGGAUGGAUUAAGCAAUGA
Messenger RNA from Suillus paluster, 1014 nucleotides. Its product is annotated as SET domain-containing protein. Gene Ontology annotation, cellular component: nucleus. NCBI's taxonomy places the organism in Eukaryota, Fungi, Basidiomycota, Agaricomycetes, Boletales, Suillaceae. The transcript is spliced from 11 exons. Bases 1 to 1014 code for a protein of 337 amino acids. Gene Ontology annotation, molecular function: histone methyltransferase activity; protein binding; zinc ion binding. The record is from RefSeq and is a predicted model, not a curated record.